AUGCACCGAGUCCGAGCAUGGGCACAUUCGUCUGCUCAUCAAAACAAAUUCAAUCCCUGGUCGCACAGUGAUCAGACUUCGAAAGCUGCUGGCAAAGCCUCCACCAAUGGCCAGGAGACCGAAGUCGAGAGCUCCAAAGGCUCUCGUUCGACGCGCCUUUGGAAAAAUGUGAAAGCGCCCCUCUUCCAUAGUUGGGUCAAUGUCCUCUUGGUAUUUGUGCCCGUCGGUAUCGCUGUCCAUUUCGCAAAUGUCGAUCCGAACAUUGUCUUUGCACUCAAUGCCGUUGCCAUCAUUCCCCUGGCAGGGCUUUUGACCUUCGCAACCGAAUGCGUUGCCCAUCGACUUGGACCCACGCUGGGGGCACUGCUGAAUGUCAGUUUUGGAAAUGCAGUCGAACUCAUCAUCUUCAUCAUCGCUCUCGUUAAGAACGAGAUCCGCAUUGUACAGGCCUCUCUGAUAGGCUCACUCCUGGCCAACCUGCUCCUCAUUUUGGGCAUGGCUUUCCUCAUCGGUGGCCUAGAAUACCAAGAGCAGAUCUACGACAGUACUGUGACGCAGAUGAGUGCUUGUCUCUUGGCCCUGGCGGUUCUCAGUCUGUUGAUUCCGACCGCUUUCCAUGCUUCCUUCAGUGACAUGGACCGUGCAGAUCGUGCGGUAAUCAAGCUGAGCCGAGGCACAUCGGUCAUCCUCCUAGUCAUCUACUUCCUUUACCUUCUUUUUCAACUCAAGUCCCAUGCAUAUCUGUAUCAAGGUACGCCGCAGCACGUCAUCGACGAGGAAUCAGCUCCUGGCUUUCUCGCUCGGUUCGACUCAUCCAGUUCGUCUGCAAGUUCAUCACGAGUGUCCACUGUGAACUCUGGUUCGGGUUCCAAUCGUCGUGUGCGUAAGCGAUUGAGGGCGAAAUUGGGCAUGAAACGACAUGAGAAGACAGAAAUAGAACCAGAAAGAGGCAUAGAGCCUGUUCAGCCUGAAGGUGUCCCGCCCACAGACAUUGCAAUUGAAAAAACCGAAGAACCAGCGGAGAUGGAACAGCCUUCCCAACACUCGGGACCUAUUGCGACCCCUGUGACAGUCACCGCCACGUCUCAAGCCGGCGCCAAGGCAAAGCUGCCAUUAGGACCUCGAGGGCUGCCGUUCCGUACACCCCCAGUGUUCCGGUCCUCAACCAAUCCCACAGGGGGACCUGUCACAGACCAUGCGCAAAAUAACCUCCGACGCUACAGGUCAGAUCCCAACUAUCGCGAGGAUGUACAAUGGCAAAACCUGUCUCCCGCGGCCCGAAGAAUCGACAGGCGCCAGACCCCCAAAAGCACAAUUUCAAAGGAAGAUGAAAGCGAGCCGCCGAUGGGUCAGACCGCAUCCAUCAUUUGGCUGCUCAUCUCAACCGGCCUCGUCGCUUUAUGUGCAGAGUUCCUGGUUGGCAGCAUCGAACACCUGGUCGAAAACUCGCCACUCUCGGAAGCCUUCAUUGGGCUGAUCAUCUUGCCCAUCGUGGGCAAUGCAGCAGAGCAUGUUACAGCGGUGACUGUUGCGGCGAAGAACAAACUCGACCUUGCUCUUGGAGUGGCGUUGGGCUCCUCUAUUCAGAUUGCACUUUUUGUCACGCCGAUUGUCGUUAUCCUUGGGUGGAUCAUGGACAAAAGCAUGUCGUUGUAUUUCAGUCUGUUCGAAACCGGCUCGCUUUUCGUUUCGACCUUUAUCGUCAAUUUCCUCGUGCUCGACGGCCGGAGCAACUAUCUGGAAGGGGCGCUGUUAUGUGCUUGUUACAUCAUUGUUGCAGUUGGAGCAUAUUUCUUCCCAGACGACCAAGAUCAGAGCUCUCUCACAAGUGGACCUGGCGGCGGCUAG
Messenger RNA from Exophiala spinifera, 1848 nucleotides. RefSeq names its product calcium/proton exchanger. The record is from RefSeq and is a predicted model, not a curated record. The transcript is spliced from 4 exons. Gene Ontology annotation, molecular function: calcium:proton antiporter activity. NCBI's taxonomy places the organism in Eukaryota, Fungi, Ascomycota, Eurotiomycetes, Chaetothyriales, Herpotrichiellaceae. Gene Ontology annotation, biological process: intracellular calcium ion homeostasis; calcium ion transmembrane transport. The coding region runs from base 1 to 1848 and encodes 615 amino acids. Gene Ontology annotation, cellular component: fungal-type vacuole membrane.